This is a messenger RNA of Triticum turgidum subsp. durum (durum wheat), 393 nucleotides long. The record is from the annotation of a GenBank genome assembly. NCBI's taxonomy places the organism in Eukaryota, Viridiplantae, Streptophyta, Magnoliopsida, Poales, Poaceae.
AUGGAUUGGAGUUCAUCCUCAUCGUCUUCGUCUGAUGACUUGGACAUAGAAGAGAUGUUCGUCAGCGACAAUGUCGACAACCUAGUGUUGGUGCAUCUCGUGAACGAAAUUGAGGCGGGCCUGAAGAAAAAGCGGCGCGGAUCCAUGGUCGGCCGGCUAUGCAUUCCCCGCAACCGAGCUCUCGACGACAAGAUGCUCAUGAAGGACUACUUCGCCGAGGUACCGACAUAUCCGGUCACCUCUUUUGUAGGUGAUAUCGAAUGCGUAGGUCCCUAUUCGUGCGCAUCAUUGAAGCUUGGGAGCAAAAUUGUCAUAUUUUCACUCGGCAUAGGAAUGUCGCCGGUUUUUUUGGCUUUAGUGCAUAUCAAAAAAUAUCGGCAACGACGAGAGUGA